GGCUAUUGAUCUGGGUGGUCCAAGGCGAGAAUUUUUACGGCUGCUACUAGUGGCACUAAUGCAGUCAUCAAUGUUUGAGGGAAAAGAGGACAGUCUCAACUUGGCUCUUGAUUCCCAAGGUUUCUGAAGCCACAACUCUUGAAGAGCUACAACACUCAACUGUGCCCAUUAUGGACUACAUUGCCAACGCAGGUUGUCUUAGGCCAUUAAGAAGCAUUGCUGACAGGGACAGGCUGGUUGAAGACUUACUGAUGUUUCAGGUGGUGAAUCGUGUUCGUGGACCAUUUGAAAGGUUCAGGGAUGGAUUAAAAACUCUUGGAGUCCUUGCAAAAGUCCAAAAACACCCAGAAGCUUUUAGAUCCGUGUUAUGUCACCAACCAAAUCAACUGACAGCAGAUAUAAUGGAUGACCUGUUUGAAAUACAGUGGUCAGAGAAUGGGAGCAACAAACGAGCGAAUGAGAACAGAGUUAUUGCUUUCUGGAGGGACUACCUGCAGGAUAUGGAAGAGGAGGGGUCACAAAGGCUUGGAGCAGUCUUAGCAUUUGCUACAGGAUCUGAUCAGGUCCCACCAAUUGGAUUUCAUCCUCCGCCUUCUAUUGCCUUUCACCAUGACACAGAAACUCCACAAAGAUUUCCAGUAGCAAAUACAUGCAUCAACUGCCUUCGACUGCCAUUAUAUAGCACAUAUGGUGCUUUUAAAAGCAACAUGGAAUUUGCCAUUAAUAAUACCCAGGGAUUUGGCAAGGAGUAAGUGACAAAAUUGAUUGAUGUUAAAGUUAUGAAGUGUUCUUAUUGAGGCAUUUAUUUUAUUCUAAUGACAACACUUUAUUAAAUAAUGUUCAAGCAAUAUUAGA
Molecule: messenger RNA, 855 nt
Organism: Carassius gibelio (silver crucian carp)
Lineage: Eukaryota; Metazoa; Chordata; Actinopteri; Cypriniformes; Cyprinidae
Product: G2/M phase-specific E3 ubiquitin-protein ligase-like
Exons: 4
Coding region: 171-752 (193 amino acids)
Cellular component (GO): nucleus
Molecular function (GO): ubiquitin-protein transferase activity
Source: RefSeq, a predicted model, not a curated record